AUGUGUAAACCAGAGACAGACCUGUAGAUAUGGCUGGGCCGUUUCCUCAGGGGGAUGUUGUGGAUAACCUGGCAGACCAGUCAGCCGCUCUCCGAGCUGUGUGAUGACUCUUACAUGUGUCAGGGGUCAGGGCAGCCUUCCGUCCAAUAAUAAAAAAUUUAAAGAACUCCCGGUACCAAUCAGCAGGCAGAACCUGGACUCCAGGAGGGACGUUACCGGGCAGGAUGCCAGAAGACCAGAGACCAGGGAGGCUUAGAGAAAGGUGUUUAUAAAUAUCUCCUGUUUCUUGGGAAGUUUACAUUGAGUAUGACUGAAAACAAACUGGUCUUUUUGUGUAAGCCCCAUUCAAAAAUGCCUACCAUUCUUGGAGGCUUCGUAUCACCUUUGAGCCCGUUUAGAGUGAAAGCGGGUCUCUGAGCACUUGGAAAAUAAUCAUGCACAUGUGUAUUUGUUGAGGGCUUUGCCUAAAUUAUAUCGGGGCUCUGUUGAGUACUGAGUUUGUUUUCCCUGUCUUAUCUUUUGAAGGCCCAAUGUGUGUGGCUCUCGCUUCCACUCCUACUGUUGCCCUGGCUGGAAGACUCUGCCUGCAGGGAAUCAGUGUAUCGUCCGUAAGUACUAAGAAGUUAUAUUACAUUAUAUCAAUCCGUUGAUGACUAAAUAACUUGAGUCAUUGUGGGUUGCCUUUCCAUUGGUAGUCCAAUAAAUCAAAUGGAAGCCUAUUGUAUUUGUAUAGCGGUUUCACACAAAUGAAGUGCCAAAACCCCGCCGAAGAGUUGGCCAAGAGGGGAGCCCAUCCUCUUUUGGGUGGCUGUGUAGAGGUUGCUUUGACAUCUCUAUGGCAUUGUGUCUGUGUCUCCUCCCAGCGAUCUGCCGUAACUCGUGUGGUGAUGGCUUCUGCUCCAGACCCAACAUGUGCACCUGCGGCAGCGGCCAUCUCUCCCCCAGCUGUGGGGCCGGAGCCGGAGGUGAGUCACAACAACUAGCACCCUACACCCCCACCAAUUUACCAGCAACCACCCAAUACACCCCAACACCACCCAAGACAACCUAACACACACAAUGGACCACCACAUCUAUAGAUACAGGAAAGUACAGCAAUCCAUGUUGGUACCACCAACUGUUCCAUGACAAUAUCACCAUUCCAAUUUGCUAAAUCUCAAACUGAGUUUGCCUAGGUAUCUCUGUGUAUUCAUGGGCGCGUUCGACAUUGCAGCCGACUUUAAAGGCGAGUCGAGACUGACUGAUCUACAAAUCACUUUGCAUCAUAAAUAACUACUUAAUAUUAUUUGUAGAUCAGUAACAAUUUAUCCAUGAUGCAUCACGGUUUCAGCCCAUUUCUUUGCCUGAAAGCUUUCAGCCGCUUCAGACUGCAGCCUCCAGGCCACCGAGUUUGGGAGGAUUAAUGCACAUGGCUGGGGCUCCUAGCCUUUGGAGAAGCACUUUUACAACACUUACUGAGUGUGUGUUGCAUGCUCGGCUGGGCCCGGGCAGUCUCGUCAGUCACGCCUAGCCCCUUCAGGCCCUUGUACACACACACUGAGCUCUGAGCCCUGAGUGCGGGCCUCCCCGUCUGACCCUGAGGUGUAAAACAGGAUUGACUCCACAGUCCACACUGGUUGGACGCCCCAGAGAGGCCCGACACCAGCUUUAUGUGCUGGGAAAACAGUUCCCAAAACCAGAGUAUGAGUGGCUAACGUCCCCCCAUAGACAGGACAGGCCUCCAGGCCUCCAGCAGAGCCCAAGUAAAGUGAUGGGAAAUGGUAUGAAACAGUAUGAAGUAAUUUCCCUCAGAGAGAGAGAGAGGACAUAGAGGCAGGAACUGAUUGUCACACUCACUGCUUCUGCUCUCAUACACGGGAUGUAUGGGCUGUUUACAGACCUGCCUUACAGUAUUGGGCUUUUCCAGAUAAACUAAGACAGGAAUAGUAGGUCUGGAGUUUGUUUUGUCUGAUUUUUGGCAAAGGGACCAGAAAUGUUGUAAUUCAACACUGUGAGUUGUGUGUAUCAUUAAAGACGGUUCUCUCUCUCUGGCCUUCUGGAAGAUUUUAUGGGGUCAAGGGUCAUGCAGGUUUAUGACUGCUGAUGGCAUAAAUACACCCAUCGGCCAGUGCUGGGAAAUGGCUCUGUCAAAGCGUGGCAUCUGGCCUCUGUUUCAUACAGGUUUCAUACAGGUCAGCAGUAUAGCGCUGGGGAGUUUCUGUCCAACAAAGCUAUAUUUGAUACUUCAUAAAAACCUGCUCUGUCUAAAUCAAUCCUCCGUAUGUUUUGAAACUGUAGGUUGACCUGUGGUUCUAUUUCACUGUUGUGUUCAGUUUUCACUAUGCAUCUCAGUGCUUGAUUUUAGUAGGAAAGCAAAGCACUUUGACACGUUACAGAAACUUCAGGCCUUCCUAUGUUGCAAUACUGCUUUGGGUAAUUCAGACUAAGAGAAGCUAUAUAGAGUUGUUGGUAAAUACUGUGCAUUUCCCUUCCUUUUAAUUACAUCCGGUCUCUGACACCGUAGUCAUUGGUCAGGUUAUUGAUAGUACUUUUAUGGCUCAGAGGCCACAUCUGGAAUGUAG
Messenger RNA from Coregonus sp. 'balchen', 2561 nucleotides. Lineage: Eukaryota; Metazoa; Chordata; Actinopteri; Salmoniformes; Salmonidae. The record is from the annotation of a GenBank genome assembly.